CACCGCGCUGAUCCGAUGGCAGGAGCCAGGUACUUAUCCUGGUCUCCCAUGGGGUGCAGGGCCCAAGCACUUGGGCCAUCCUCCACUGCACUCCCUGGCCACAGCAGAGGGCUGGCCUGGAAGAGGGGCAACCAGGACAGAAUCCGGUGCCCCGACUGGGACUAGAACCCGGUGUGCCGGCGCCACAGGCGGAGAAUUAGCCUAUUGAGUUGUGGUGCCGGCCACUGUUUCACUUCUAAAAUGCCCAGAAUGACCAGGCGGGGCCAAGGCCAGGGCCAGGCCAGGCAGAUCUCCCAUGUGGGUGGCAGGGACCCCCCCCCCCCCGGCAACUUGAGCCACCACCGCUGCCUGCCAGGGUCUGCAUGGUCAGGAGGCUGGCGCAGAGCCUGGAAUCUGGGAUCUGCAACCUGACAUCUCUAGACCGCAGCUUUCCACCGAAAGAUGAUUCCACGCUUUGCCCCUGCCACUCAACACCCUUGUCCUGUGGGCGGCGGACAGCUCCUUCCUGUCUGCUAAUUCUCUGUGCCAAGUCCCCCACCCCACCCCAAGAAAGCACCCCGGGAGAAGUCAGACUGGGACCCAGGCUCUCCAGCGUGGGACGCAGGUGUCUCGAACUGCAGUCUCAAACCACACUGUUUAGCCAAAAGCCGCCCUCCCCCACCCCGGUAUUUUUAAGUGGGUUUCUCUGCUUAGCAGCAACGUGGAAACCUCCUGCCAAGGCGGCCCCUCUGGCCCCAGGCUCGUCCUGCACCUGCUAGGCCACUGCCUCUUCUCUGCUGCAGGUCCGGUCCACACGUGUGGCGGGGUGAGGGCUGAGCCGCAGCGGGGAGGGGCCAUUCUGCUUCCCCAGUGGGCGGGUGGAAGCUGGCUCUUUAGUCACGGAGUCAGAGCAGGGGCCAUCCCUCUGUCCCCCAGCCGACAGCAGGUGUCUGAGGGAGGCAAUGUGAAGCUGGGAGUCCCUGAGUAUACUGGAGGCGUGGUUAGCACACGGGGAACGUCGGAAAUGUGCGGUGACAGCAGGUCGGGGAAGUCGAGGCUGGAGGCUCCCGCUGCAGUGGGGUCUGUGGCAGGCGGCAUGGCCCACAUGCCUUUAACAGAGCCCACGGAAGCCCUGGCCUGGUGCAGGGGACGUGGCCGUGAAGCGCUGUGUCCAGCUCCAUUGCACCACGGCCCCAGGCUUCACAGUUCGUCAUGAAGCAGAAGCAAGGCAGCCACAAGUGUGCUCCACAGAGGCCAGCUCUGGGCCAAGGUCAUUGGAGCACAGGGUGGGGCCGGACAGGAAGCCACCGCCUGCAGUGCACAGGGGGAGUGCUCUUCUAUGGAGUGGGCAGGGUAUCCAGGGCCAGGCCCCAAGAGCUUUGUCUGCUUGGUGAAGGAGACCAGGCUCUGGGCACACAGGAUAGGAGAGCUGUCCCGGCUGCGGCUUCCUGCCGGAGUGGGCUGUGAAUGCUGAGAGCCGUGGUCAGCUGAGCUGGACCUGAAGGUCCCAGGGCUGAGGCUUCUCCAGGGUGUCAUCAACUAGAGAUACGGCAGAGGGCGCCCUCCGGGUUCACACACAGCCACAGUGCAGGGGGCUGUGGCUGGGUCUGGCCUCUCAGACAAACACAGGGGAGCCUUCCCCAGCAGGAGGUGGGCAGCCUCCAGCAGCCCCGGCUGAGGCACAGGGUGUGGCCCGGUCAGUGCAGGGCCACUGUCUCUCCCCUCUACGGAUCUCAGGUAGCUGUGGCUCCCAUAUUCCUCUGGGAGAGAAGAGCCGAACACAGGGCUUGGCAGAGAAUCUGUGCUCCAGGGCUCUCAAAGCCAACGGCACUGGGGCAGGUUCUGGAGGAGCUGGAGGAGGUGCAGUGAGGCGGUGGAUCCAGCACAGGCUUUGCUCAAGGGCAGGCCUGGCUUCAAGUUCAAGUGCGGCCAGUGAUUAGCUGUGAGGCCUUGGGAAGGUAACUCACCCGAAUUUCCUGAUUCGUAUGUGGCCGCACUGACCCCAGGCUCUCAGAGACCACGCGUGGGAGGCCACGGAACACUGCUCUGAGCAGGCAUGCCGUGCGGUGUCUCCGGCCCAUGUUCCUGCCUCUCCUCCUUCCUCCUGUCUGUCUCUUCCUUCCUUCUCUCUCUCUUCUAAAAGGACUUGGUGGAAGAACAGCCCACUUGAAGAGCUGUUUUAUUUCCAUUUCAUUUGAAAUGCAGACAGAGAGAGAGAGAGAGAGAUCUUCCAUCGGCUAGUUCACUCCCCAAAGGCCCACCACAACCAGGGCUGGGCCAGGCCAAAGCCAGGAACCAGGAGCUCCAACCAGGUUUCCUGCACGGAUAGCAGGGGCCGUGCACUUGAACCAUCACCUUCUACCCCGAGGAUGCGCGUUAACAGGAAGCUGGGCCUGACAUGGAGCCGGCCGGGACUUGAGCCAGGUGCUCUGUUACACCAAGCUCUCACCCCCGUGGAGAGACUGCUUCGGAGGCUGACAUGACUCCCACAGAGCUUGCCUGCCAGUUGCGGAGAUAUCUUGUGGGCUAAGAAAUGGGGAGACAUUGCCAGAAUGGGCUGUCAUGACUGCAAGUGCAGGGGGCCCUUGGAUGAAGCUGAGACGCCAGCAGGGCGGCUCAGAAAUGUCUCACUGCUCUUAGGAGAGAGAGGCUGCUCCAGGGACAGGGACCCGCAUGGCGCAGGCGCCGAUACAGGCCAUCCCGGGAGUGGACCGGGGAUGCUUGAAGUCAUUCUCUGGGCAGCCGACUGUGUGGAUGCUGGCAAGUGGGUAUCGGCUUGGAAUACCCUUCAGCCUCUGUGCAGAAGGCAAGCAGGGAACAGUGAGGGGCACCGGGCAAGGGCCUAACCUGGUGACCACAAGGCAUCGGGGGUCUCUCCAGCCGUGCGUGCCAGGAGGUCAGCAGCAGGAAGGAUGCUUCUGGCCCAGACCCACAGGGUGGGCUGGGAUGAGCUGCAGAAACCUUUGGCCCCCGACAUCUCGCCCGUGCAGAGGCUGCCACUGCCAGGAAUGUUCCAGGCCACCCCAGUCCAUGAGCACCGCCGUCUCGUGUCUCAUCAGCUCUUCCCCAACCCCCACAGCAGGGGAAGAGGCACGGGAAAGCAGCACUGGCUUUGCAGGGCUGAGGUUGAGCUACAGCUUCCCGGUGCCCUGCGGCCUCCAGACCCUUCACCCUCAGGCCAGAGGGGGCGGUGGCUUGGAGUCAGGCCACUGUGGGCAGGUGUCUCGUCCCCACGGCAGCUGUCUAUUGGCCAGAGGAGGGGGUGGGGCCAUCACUCUGGGUGGAGCCCCUGCCCUGCCUGCCAGUGCCUGCAGCCCAGGCCCGGAGAUGAAUGGCUGUGCUACAGAGGUGCGCUGGGCGCAGACUGUCAGCCAGGCGGACAGGCAGACAGGACCUGGAAGGAAAGGAAGGGGGAGGAAGAAGAGGAGGGGAGGAGAGAAGGCAGAGCGGGCUGGGAGAGGCUGGGAGGCGUGAGAGGGGCCCACGGAGCUGGCUGGCACGGAGGCCUCACCCAUUAGCAUUUCCCAGGCAGCCUCCCUUGCGGUCGGCCUCACCUUCCUGGCCAGGGGAGGCAGGGCCAGUGCCGGCCCCGGGCUCCCUCGCUCGCUCACUCACAGCGGCCCUGCUUGCAGCCCUGCCGGCGUUGGCACGGUGACAGUAGCCAAGUGUGCAAACUUGUGCCAUUGUCCCCAGGCCAGGGGGAGCCAUGGAGACUGGCUAAUAUGACACAGGAAAAUGUUUGCUGAUGGCAAUUCUAUGGGCUUUGUCCACCUCUUUCUCCAUCAUGACGACUCGAUUUAAGUCCCUAACUGUUUGACUACAAAUGCAAGGGGACCGUGCAACGCCACCCUUUUGUCCAGCCGCGCUGAAUGGGCAAUUCAGGCUUUGUGCAGCUCAAUUGAGGGAGCAAACAUAAAGACAAGAUUCCUGAGAGCCCCGGCUCCCUUCCCAUGGAUAUCCCGGCACCUCGUUAGAGGCCCUUCCCCGGCCACCUUUCCCGACACCCAGGGACCUCCCCGCUUGGCGGGUGCUCCAGCACCCCAGCGCUUGGGGAUCCCAGCAGGUGGCGGGGGCGAGGGUGCUGGAGAGAGACAGAGAGGCAGAGACAGAGACAGAGAGGACCACUCAGCACUCAAGGACAGCGGGGAGAGCAGCCCGCCCCAGCUUACCCCGUCCAAUUGUCUGUCUGCAGUGGAGCAUGGCAGCUGCAGGCCUGGGGUCUUUUAGGGGAGGCUUGCGCGCCGCUCUGCAUAGGGCCCAGCCCCUCCUUGCUCCUGGACAUUAGUCCUGCGUGCGCGCGCACGCACACACACACACACACACCCUCACACACUCCCCCGCCCCCUCGAGAAACCAGGGAACCGAGGUCAAGGGGAGGAGGGGCGUGGAGGCCGAGCAGAGUGGGGCUGAAGGGUAGAACUUUACCGGGGAAUGAUGGCAUUGGGGAGCUGUCUUUUUUGUGACGGUCCCCAUGGUGACAAUUUGUGCCGGCAAAGAAUGUGGGAACGGGGCGCCGCCGCCUGAUUGGGAUGCUUUGUGUCUGGAGAGGCGCUCCUGAUUGGCCUGAGGGCCCCCCAGCUCCGGGGAGUCGUCCUCCAUUCAGCCCACUCAAGGGCUACACAACUGCCUGCAGCCCCACGGAGCUCGGCCGGCCGCGCCGGGCCUGCCCCAGGUCUGCGGCGGGGAACCUGCCGGGCCACGCUGGCCGGGGCCCGGGGCCCGCACCUUCGGUCAGCUCCCUACAGAGCACCCCCCUUCAUGGAAAGCCCCGCGCAGUGGUCCCCUGGUGAUGGCAUCCGACAGUGAAGUGAAGAUGCUGCUGAACUUUGUGAACCUGGCAUCCAGCGACAUCAAGGCCGCCCUGGACAAGUCCGCGCCCUGCCGCCGCUCCGUGGACCACCGCAAGUACCUGCAGAAGCAGCUCAAACGCUUCUCCCAGAAGUAUUCGCGGCUCCCGCGGGGCCUGCCCAGCCGAGCCGCUGAGCCCCACCUGAAAAGGGGGCUCGAGGACCGGCCGGGGAGGCUGCUCCUCGAUUCCUGCCCCGAUUCCAGCCCCAGCUGCAAGGAGAAGGCGCUGGGGAGCGCCCUCCCGGAGGAAUGCCUCUCCCACGAGCAGGCCCUGCAGGGGCAGGAUCCAGAAGCUGCCAGGCCUGGCCAGGUGCCCAUGCGGAAAAGACAGCUGCCUGCGUCCUUCUGGGAAGAGCCGAGGCCCACCCACAGCUACCCCCUGGGGCUGGAGGGGGGACUGGGCCCCAGGGAGGGAGCUCCCUAUGAGGGUAAAAAACACUGCAAGGGCUUGGAGCCCUUGGGGCCCGAGACGGCCUCGGUGCCCCUGUCCCCGAGGGCCCUGGCUGACAAGGAGUUGCUCAAGAUGCCGGGGAUCCCCCUGGUGGGCCGGGUCAAUGCCUGGAGCUGCUGCCCCUUCCAGUACCAUGGACAGCCCAUCUACCCUGGCCCUCCGGGGGCCCUGCCCCCGAGCCCCGUGCCCGGCCUGGGCCUGUGGCAGAAGAGCCCCAGCCGCCCUGGGGAGCUGAGCCACUUCUGCAAGGACGUGGACGGCCUGGGGCAGAAAGUGUGCAGGCCCGUGGUUCUCAAGCCCAUCCCCACCAAGCCGGCCAUGCCCCCACCCAUCUUCAAUGUCUUUGGCUACCUCUAGCUUGGCCAGGAAGGCCUUGGCUCCCACCUCCCACCUGCAGGAGUGUGGGGGCCCCAAGGGCUGUUCUCGAGGGGGGCUGGACAGUGUUAGGGGGCCUCCUGGGCAUUCCAAAUGCCCCCUCCCUUUGUGGCGGGUGGCAGAGGGCAGGAUUGGAGGGGUGCUCCUCACUGGCUCAGCUGUCGAGACCUUGGGAGCUGUGGGGCUGGGCUCGGCUGGCCCCUCCCCAACCGGGCCAGAGCCCAAGAGAUCACUCCCCUGCCCCACCAAGAUGGCAAGCAGCGGGACUCGGUCGAUCUUUGCUCGCGGGCCAACCUUACGCCAGUUCCGCAUCUGUUCAGCCGUCAGCCACUGUGUGAGCCAAUGCCAGUUCUUUUUGUUCGUUGUAAAUAUUAAGACAGUUAAAAGAAUAAAGACACUUCUGCAGUUUCCA
Oryctolagus cuniculus (rabbit) is the source of this 6065-nucleotide messenger RNA. RefSeq names its product family with sequence similarity 181 member A (gene FAM181A). Lineage: Eukaryota; Metazoa; Chordata; Mammalia; Lagomorpha; Leporidae. The record is from RefSeq and is a predicted model, not a curated record.